AGAGGGGUAGGAGUGAAAAUUUCCAAAAUCAACAAAACGGAACUGGAAAUGGCGCAGGCGGAAAAGAUCCGCAGAUCUGAAAUCAGUUCACACAACAGCAGCGUCGUCUACUUGCCGGAGGCGAAUAUAGCAAAGACGGCAACUUUCUGACGAAUGUCAACGAAGAGAGUGUGCAGCGGGUGGCGCCGAUUCCUCUUUUUCUUGCCGCUUCUAUUCCUUCUGCCUCAUCUUCUUUCAGUUUUAGAGCUGCAGCAACAGGGCCGGAAGGUUCCUGAAGACGUGCAGCGUGUGAGUGGGCAGAAUGAGCUGAAGAAGAAGAAAUUUGAUCAUCUGGUUCUGGGACCUGCUGCGGGUCAAGGUUUACCCGAUCGCCUGCAUUGCCGAGGUAACAAGGCCCUCAACAGAACACACUUCCCAGCUUCUAGCAAUUCGGGUUCUGGAGAUAUUGUUUCCUUUGUCACUGUAUUUGCCACUUAUGAUGCUCCAGUUGACACACAAAGGAAUGAAAGAUUGGUAAACUUGGUUACUACUGUUGGGAACGCUUCAUACAGCAAGGUGGAGAGGUCACUUGCCAUCUUAGAUGUCUUUAUUAAUUUCAUUCAGGUGACCAUGCCUCAAAGCAGCAUUAUCAUUCUUACUGAUCCAUCAUCUCAGCUUCCAGUGAACAGAAAUGGUGUUUUCAUUCAUCCUAUUCAAGGUGAAUAUUCACGAGACAAGCUGAUGCUUCAAAGAAUCAGGUCCUACAUUACAUUCCUCGAAACGAGAUAUGAGGAGCAGUCUAGGUGGCAGGGGAAAGUUAAUCACUAUAUUUUUACAGACUCGGAUUUAGCAGUUGUUGAUAACCUGGGAGAGAUUUUUGACAACUAUCCAGAUUUUGAUCUUGCUCUUACCUUCCGUAACAACAAAGAGCAACCUCUAAAUUCGGGAUUCAUAGCAGUAAGAGGAACCCCAGAGGGAAUUUUAAGGGCUAAGAUUUUCUUACAGCGUGUCCUAGAAGUCUAUAGUACCAAGUAUAUGAAAGCUUCGAGAAUGCUUGGAGAUCAAUUAGCUCUAGCCUGGGUCGUAAAGUCAAACCCUUCAUUUGACGCAAAAAAGUUCACUAGAAGACAGCCAUUUCUAGAUAAAAUUGAUGGCGCUUCCAUUUUAUUUCUACCGUGUGCCUUGUACAAUUGGACGCCACCAGAGGGUGCGGGUCAGUUUCAUGGGAUGCCCCUGGAUGUUAAGGUAAUUCAUUUUAAGGGGUCAAGAAAACGACUCAUGCUGGAGUCUUGGAACUUCUUUAACUCAUCAUCGCUGGCAUCGUCUGAGAAAAUCUCUGAUAUGCUAUGCCUCAUUGUAAGAAGUGGGCGGACAAAGUACGAUUUCUAAGUUUGAAAUUAACAACGGAUUGGAUGCAUCCAAUCGUAAAUUUCUGAUCUGAACUGCCCGUUCUUCGGGAAGACUAGAGAACGCGUUUUGAUGCCAAAUGCAGAGCCAAUCUUUACUGAAGAGUUACCAUCCUUUUGCUUCAUCACACUUCAACUGCUAUUUCUUUGUUUUUGUUGCAAAACCAUGUGAAGUGAAGGAUGGAUGCAAUUCUUUUGUUGUAUAAAACCUAGGAAUCCUUGUACAUUAAUGGAAUCAAAGCAAGGCUUUUGAGGAUUUGAGUGUCUCCAAUCUCCAAACCUAUGUAACCUUGUACCGUGUGCCUUUGCAG
Messenger RNA from Ipomoea nil (Japanese morning glory), 1696 nucleotides. RefSeq lists its product as uncharacterized. The record is from RefSeq and is a predicted model, not a curated record. The transcript is spliced from 7 exons. NCBI's taxonomy places the organism in Eukaryota, Viridiplantae, Streptophyta, Magnoliopsida, Solanales, Convolvulaceae. The coding region runs from base 154 to 1368 and encodes 404 amino acids.